CUCAGUUGAGCUCCGCUUCCCCGACGAAGUGUAUAGUGAUAUUCACUGACGGCUGGUCCGUCGAAAGCUAGUUGUUAUUUAGACUAUACAUUAUAUUUUUUCUUGUUUCUAUGUGUUAGCUUUUAUACACUACAUGAUCAGAAUGGGUCCGAGUCCCGUGGAAGAGCUGGUUCUCCUCGAUAUGGAUAGAUCUAAUAAAGGUGCUUCAAAACAGCGCCGAGACCAGAUAAAUUCUGAGAUCGGCACUAUGCGAGACUUGCUACCCCUGCCCGAGUCGGCCCGACAGCGCUUGUCCCAACUACAAAUCAUGUCACUCAGCUGCGUCUACAUCAGGAAGUGCAACGUUUUACACAGACUGUUUCGAUCGACAAAACUAAACAAGGAUUUACCUAACUUGUGCGAUUUCUUCCAGGCUAUGUCUGGCUUCAUGCUGGUCACCACCAGAGAAGGGAAGCUGGUUUUCAUAUCCGAAAAUGUUACCGAUUAUCUUGGCCAUUCUAUGGUUGACAUGAAGACACAAGGGGACAGUGUGUACGACAUCGUGGACAAGCGCGACCACGGCACGGUUCAGGCGCAGCUCAUGCAGGGCGGGGCGGAAGUUGACGUGACGCGGGAUGUCGCCUUCUUCUGCCGAAUGAACAUGUCCAGGAGCCUGAAACGACAGGCGGGAUUCGGGGACGUCAAGGUGAUGUACGUAAAAGGUCAUUUCGCGGUUGCACCUGAACAGGACUCGUCCACUGACACUCAGUAUGUGUUCAUGGCGAUCUGCUGCCCGCUGAUUACCCCUGAUCUGAAGGAGAACCUAAUCCACAACAACACCAUGGUGUACAAGACCAUCCACAAGCUCGACAUGACCUUCCUCGAGGUCACCCAUGCAGCUGAACAUCACCUGGGUCGCAGUAAUGAUGAACUAUUUCGGCAAUCAUGGUAUAGCAUGCUUCACCCAUUGGACAUUAACGAGGCUCGUGAAAAACACAUGCUCUUAAUUAGAUCGAACCACGAAAUGGGGUGCAUGGUCAUAGUUCGUAUGCUCCGAAACGACAACUCUGUGUUCUGGGUGAAUCUCGUGAUGCAUGUCAAACAGGCUUUGGUUGCAAACACUGACGAACCCGUGAUCGUCUGCAUCAAUCAAGUCAUCAGUGAACAAGAAGCGUAUCAGCUAAAACUUCAAAGCCAGAUGUUUAACUUCUACCCUACACGAGGAGCAGAACUGUGGACGCAACCAUUAGCCUGCCCGAACAUGUCACAGGAUUUGGGAACACGAUGGCUGCAGCCAUCUAAUGGCUUUCAGCUGCCGGCUCGACUUCGAAAUUCACAAAAUAAUCCUCAAGGGAUCCAAGUCAGAGGACAGAGCGACAACCUUCUGUCUUUUUCUGAACCAGUGCUUAGACGAGGUGAACACAUUUCAAGUGGGUCGUCGUGUCAGACGAAGGAAAAGCUGAAGAGGAAAAUCCAAGGCCCAUGCAGCCCAGCAAAGAUGCCCAGACUGUCUCUCAGUGAUCAUGGUGGCAAUUUCGGUUUCGCUUCUUCCAGCAAUGACAGCAUGAUCACCAACUUGGACAGUUUCAGCAGCAACUCUUUCCCAACACAAUCGGCAGGGUCUGUUAACUGGUCAGAAACACAAGUCCUCACCCAGGGCUACUACGGCAUGCCCACGACCUCUCUUCAGAAAGGUAUGAUGAUCGACCACUCACUGAGUCCUUCGAGUUUCAUGCACCACUCCCAGCAGGAGCAGGUUGUUCCAGACAUGAGUGCUCUGCCAGAGUCUUACCUGACACCUGACCCAUCACCAGUGUCUUCGCCAGAUCCCCACUACAAGACACGGACAACCGACUGCAUUAAAACGAUCAAAUCGGGAUGUCCGGCCGAUUCCAUCCUCGAAGAACUGACCAAGCUUGCUAACACGCAACAGCUGUGUCAAGUGAAGACGGAAACUGAACCAUAUUUGCCACCUUUCAAACCACAAAAGAAAAUCCUCCCGGAAAUAACUGCCACAGAUAUUGAGCAUUUCUUCGACUUGCUGGUUGAAGGUGAACCAGACAACAGAGAUGUCUGCAUGGUCGAUGAUCAGAGUAAACCGAUGGUCGUAUGCAAAUCGGAACCGAUCACCAUUCCUCCAAACUCAUGCAGAAACAAACAGAAUCUGCCUGUCAUCGACACUUUUGAACUGGAAGAGUUUUUCUGCAGCUUCAACGAAGAUGGUCUUGAAACAACACUCCUGUCACAACCGACCACGUGUCCUCCAAUUCAGAACAGCCUAGAUCAGCCGGCUCUGAUCAAAGGUGGUUCUGGAUUGCACGGCGGAGCACCACGGUUGACGCAGGACUACCUUGGACAAGACUACUCCCCUCAGUCGAUGACUUCUUCCGAUUACUCAGACGAAAACGAUGACUUCCUGGAAGACAUCACGAUGGAUCCAAUCCAACUGAUGACGGCUACGACUGAUGAUUUCUUCACACCCAGCACGACUCCCAGCAGCAACGUUGUCGCCCAGGAGGUGGAUGAGUUGUACCAGCUCCAGAAGCUGCUCUCGUCACUGACGCCUGUCACAGGUGUCCCGUCUAUUACAGAAGAAACCCAGUAGGACCAGUGUGUAAGCGUCUCUUACAAAUUUUCUUAUGUAUGGCAUAUUGCCAUGUGUCUACCCAUUAAGGGACAGUAAAGGUCUCGGGUAGCUGCCGCUGGUCGGCCAUAUUGGACACAUCCCGCAGGACGGGCAAAGAAUCGUCUGCUGCAGGUCAGCCAUAUUUAUUACAAAGACUGUUGAUGCCGUGUGAGUCAUCAUGGAAUGGCAUUACAACAAUACCGACGUGCGCUUCUUACAGUGUUGAAAACAAACUCUCUAUCUUUUGGAGACUGUUAACUGUGUGGAUCACAGGGACAAUUUGCUGUAUAGACAGACUUUAUAUUAUAUAAUGUUGUUUUUCUACUGUUCUGUGCCUUGCUUUUCCAGCAUGACGCUGGUGGACAGCUGGUCAGUUAUCUAUCGAUUGGUGUGUUUUUUAUACGAGUCUUGUUUUUUGUUUUUUUAAUUUACGUUGAGCGUAAAUAGCGUGCAGCGGAAGCCGUUUGCACUGUUGUAUAAUAUUUUGUUACGUAUUUCUAAUCAUCAUUUUUCAUUAAUUUGCUACACAGUCUCAAAAUAUCACAGUGUUACCAUUUCGUUCACCUCAUAUGCUUAGACAAACACAAAACGUCUUUUGAUCCGUCGCUGGACGACAAAUCUACUUUGCUUAUGUUUGUCUUUGAAAUGACAUGUUUUGAUUUUGGUGACGUGUUUUAAUAACAUUUAAUGCAUGCAAAUUAUACUGGCUUAUAAACUUGCUGCGUUCAUGUGGCAUAUUCAUUAAUAAUAAUUUAAGUAGGGUUUUUGCGGAAAGCAAAAGUAAUAUUGUAUUAGUGUAUUCUUAAGAUUUUUAAAAAGGGUGUUAACUGUUUGGCACAGUUUAGUGGUUUUGCUGAAAACAAACUCAUCGUAUGAAACCUACGGUGAAUUCCAUUCAGCUAUCAGGAAUAUAAUCUACAAUCUACACUAGCUUUAAUAAUGAAUGCAAGCUUGUGGUCGACAUCUGUUUUAGAACUUCCAGUAAGGAAACUGACGAAAUGUAAAUACGGCUGGCUCGUGUUAUUUCGGAAGGUGCCUCCGAGCUUGGAAGACAAUAAACCCAGAUAUUGGCCGUGUGCUUGCAAUCCUGAAAUAAUGAUCUUUUUGUAGAUUGUACAAUAAUGUUGUUCAUCUCAAGAAUACACUUUUACUUUGAUGUAAAAAUAUCCUCACAUCAUAUAUCUGUUUUCAUCUUAGCUAGUUUCACUUAUUACCUUUUUUUUUUGUUCAGUCAGUUUAUAAACAGGUUUUAAAGCUGGUCUUUGAAUCUCGUGCGUUUACUACUGAAUUGUUUUCUUGUUGGGGCGGUUUUCUCUCAGUUUAGAGAGCUUACUGCUCCCAAUACUCAGGAUUCAUUUGUUUGUUUGCACAUACAUUUAAGUGCUUCGUUGAUCCAAAGUGCUAUUUAUAUAUGCCUCGAUUAACUUAUCUCUGGUAUCAUUUGAUCAUUUAACAUACAGUAGACCUGUAAAAUGAUGUUUUGUUUGCACCCAUUUGAUAUUAAAUGUAUUAUACUAGUUAAAAGAAAACUACAUUUCCUCUGGAGGAUUUAAUGCAUUUCAUAUUAAUUGUAGUGUGAUAUUGGCCUUAUUUUCGUCAUUUUCUGCAUGUGUCAUCCCUCUAUAAGGCAAUUAAUUUUAAUUAAUCAUCGAGUAUCAUAUUUGGAUUGAUGCCUUCAACCACGAAGCUGGCUUUGUGUUGUUAUCAUUGAUUGUUCAAUCUUUGAGCUUCAAUAAAUAAUUUUAAUAUACAUAUAUAUAUAUA
Molecule: messenger RNA, 4369 nt
Organism: Gigantopelta aegis
Lineage: Eukaryota; Metazoa; Mollusca; Gastropoda; Neomphalida; Peltospiridae
Product: neuronal PAS domain-containing protein 4-like
Exons: 10
Coding region: 134-2584 (816 amino acids)
Biological process (GO): regulation of transcription by RNA polymerase II
Molecular function (GO): RNA polymerase II transcription regulatory region sequence-specific DNA binding; protein dimerization activity; DNA-binding transcription factor activity, RNA polymerase II-specific
Source: RefSeq, a predicted model, not a curated record